Protopolystoma xenopodis is the source of this 378-nucleotide messenger RNA. Lineage: Eukaryota; Metazoa; Platyhelminthes; Monogenea; Polystomatidea; Polystomatidae. The record is from the annotation of a GenBank genome assembly.
CUUCGGUACGGUCCUGAUUCAAAACCCAAGUCCCGAGUGAGGACAAGAAAGGAGUCACGCUUCACGACAGCCUCCUAUCAGUCCUUCCUGGCAGAUGGUGCCUCAGCUCUGAAGAGCCUCAGCACUCGCAGCCACCUUGACAUGCCAUUCAUCAACACCUACCGUGUUCGUGCUUUCCGCUUCACGAUCCUGAUGGAUGAGACUGAAAAUGGUCGCAUAUCCAAGCCAAAUAGGAAGAUAACGCCCGAAAAAGGCAUGAUUGACAGUCUGGAGGCAGACAAAGGCCAGCUGGGAGGCCCUAAAAGCUUGGGCAUGAAGACCUCGGUGUGGUCAGGCGAUGGCGAGGCCAUGGAACAGCAGAAUAUUAUUUGCAUGUAA